Molecule: messenger RNA, 4658 nt
Organism: Amoebophrya sp. A120
Lineage: Eukaryota; Dinophyceae; Syndiniales; Amoebophryaceae
Source: the annotation of a GenBank genome assembly
AUGGUGGGCGGAGGCGUUCCCCCGGCGGUCCAACAGGUCUACAAGGACUUCGACGCUGCUUACAAGAAAAACGACCUGGUCCAAACGGAGCAAUUGCUGACAAAAGUAAAACUCGAACUCGCAAAACUGCAGGGGAAUCAGCUCUUGUUGGAGAAGCAGGAUGCUAAGGUAUGGUGCAGCACCAGACAGUCUUGCUGAAAUUUGUGUUGCGGAAGCGGCUGUAGAAAAGCACACUUGAAAUUGUACAUUUGCAUGACAAAACAACAAUUAAAAAACACGUACAGGUCCUCGAGCUCUGCAGGGAGGUAUACGAGAAGGGAGCAUUUUUGAGCAUCAAGCGCAACGACCCCCUGGCGUUUGAGAGAAACGUAUACAUAGGGAAAUUUUUUUCCUGAUGAUGCUCUUGCUCAAUUGAUGUGCAUCACAAACGCCUGCUUCCAAUAAUAGAUCUACCGCUAGUACAACACAUCGAUGACAAACUUUCCAUGGCCAUCAUGCUCUUCGAUACAUAAAAUCGAAAUACACAAUCGUCUAUAUCAGGUGAAGCAGCUGAAGAUUUACUACCGAGAUUUCGAAAAAUCUAUCCCGUCAAAAUCUUCCAACGAGUACAAAAUACUCGGCCUCUAUCUGCUCUCCUUGGUCUGCAGCGACAGAAUAUCCGAGUUCCACACAGAACUCGAACUGAUUCAGCAGCACGACUCCCAGUUUAUCCAACGACCGGUCUUGUUGGAGCGGUACCUGUAUCCUGUACAAAAGUAUCGUACUCGUAGUAAUUGCAGUUCUGCAUUACAAAUUUUUUUCUCAAGGUAAACUAGCAUUACAAAUUGAAUUUGUAAUGCUGGGCUAAUUUGUAAUGCAAUUUAUGCUAGUACGAUACUUUUGCAUUGCAUAAUCUGAUGGAGGGAAACUUCGCGAAAAUAAACCAGUUCGCGUCCGAAUUCUCGUCGCAAGAGCACUACCCGGUUUUUCUGGAACAGUUGCAGCAGAUAUGAGAGUGCACAACUCCCCCUCCCCCUCAUUUGUAAUGCAAAAUCCGAAAUUCUGUCGUUGCGUUCUGGCACGGUUUGCAUGACAAAUCUCGGAAGUAGCCCAAACAGUACUUCUACGUUAGGCACAUCGACUUGUCAUGCAAAGGCUCCACUUGCUGGGUCGGUGUCUGUGUUGCUGUUCAUGCCAUACAAAUGAGGAGGCGGGGGGAUGUGCACUGUCAUAGCAGACCAUGAGACGAAGAAUAUUGGAAUCAUUGGCAAAGGCGAGCAGCGAGGUAUAAGGAAGGAGGUUUUUUUUCUUCGAGUUCGCAGCUUCUUGUGAUGCAAAACUACUCAUGACAAAGAAUAUUUGCCAUGCCGGACACCUACUACACAACCAAAAACUUGAACAGAUUUCCCUCGACCGCGUCGCGAAGAUGCUCUACAUGAGCAACGUCAGCGAAGUUUCUGGGUUUUUGAAGAAAAUGCAGGAAGAGGUAUUGAGUUUUGUGCAUGACAGACCACCUCCGACGUGCCAUUCUGUUUUGUUGAAUUUGUGAUGCAUACGUCGCUUGGAAAAGUGAAUUUGUCAUGUAUAGAACAACUAUAAACUUAAAUAUGGAACGUAGGUGUACUACCGCUACCGGGUUAUUCGAUGUACUACCGGGUUAGUCAAGGUGCUCCAAAUUUGAAAAGUCAAGGCCAGCGCAAAAAAAAAGCCAAGGUCGGGAAAUCCGUUGUCGAGGUUUUGUCGCGUUUUGGCCCCUGUUGUGCUUCGCAUGCAAAGCACCGCCAGCGCGGGCCGAAGGGCUAGGAGCCGGCCCCUGUUGUGCUUCGCAAAGCACCGCCAGCGCGGGCCGAAGGGCUAGGAGCCGGCCCCUGUUGUGCUUCGCAAAGCACCGCCAGCGCGGGCCGAAGGGCUAGGAACCGCCGCCCGGGCGGCCAACCUUGAGGCAGAGCCAGGCCGAACGGGUUCGGUUUUGUCGCGUUUUGGCUCCUGUUGUGCUUCGCAGAUCACCGCCAGCGCGGGCCGAAAGGCUGGGAACCGCCGCCCGGCCAAUCUUGAGGCAGAGCCAGGCCGAACGGGUUCGGUUUUGUCGCCUUUUGGCUCGCGCUGUGCUUCGCAGAUCACCGCCAGCGCGGGCCGAAGGGCGAGGAACCGCCGCCCGGCCAAUCUUGAGGCCGAGCCAGGCCGAACGGGUUCGGUUUCGCGGGAGGUCUUGCCACCGUUUCGUUUUUUCCGUGCCAAAGAGGUUUUCGGGAGCGCCGUUUUUGAUAGUACUACCGAGAUAAGAGUCAUGGACUCCACUCGGAUCGCGACAAAUUUCGCGACCUCGGGAGCAGUUUGGGGGCAGUUUUUUUUGUUUUUUCAUUGAGAAUGCGUGUAGUAUCCAGGUAGUGCAAAGAUCUGAAAACCGCCGUAGCAUGGGUGUUCGGGUUUGCACUACCGCACGAAAAAUAAUGGGUAAAAGUCAGCCACUGCCGGAAUCUGCGGGAAUUAAUAUCCGGGCAGUGCAUUGAGAAAGCAGAUCGGUAGUGCAAAGCCUUAAAAUCCACCGUAGCACUGGGAAUAUGCCUUUCACUACCGUACAAAACCGAUAAGGGAAAAGCGACGCACUACCGUGGUGCCGGUUCGACGAAUUUUGGUCGUCGGUUAUCCCGGUAGUGCGUCGUCUUUUCGUACGGUAGUGCAACGCGUUUCCCCCACGCUAAGGCGGUUUAGAAGUUUUUCGGCUACCGAGAUAAUAACUCAAAGACAAAAUCAAGCGCGUCAGCUCGGAUUCAACUCGGAUUCGAGUCUGAACACGUUGAAAGUCAACGCUUCCUAUUGCGGUAGUGGAAUGAAAAAAGUGAUUACUUUUUGGCCUCAAUCUCUUGGGAGGCGCUCCGCUCUCGCGCCUCUGGCCUCUGCUCUGUCUCCCCAGUCUCUUGGGGCGAGCGCUGAGGCGCCAACCAGGAAGCCGCCGGCUCGUCUUCAGACACGGUUGGCCACCCGAUUUUCUCCGGUUGGGAGGGUCGAGGAGCGCCACAGCUCUUGACGCUGCGGGCGCGCAACUGCUCGGCGGGCUCCUCAGUCUCUUGAGUCGAGCGCCGCUCUUGGCAGCUCGCCGCAGUCUUGAGGCGAGCGCGGCGCCGCCCAGCCUCGUCAGUCUUCAGUCCGGGAUAGAGUGGCGUGCUACAAAAUAAAAAAACAGGCCCCUCGGGGGUCUGUUGCCGGCGGGGCGGCCGGCUCGCAGAGGUCCCCACCCGCUUCGCCGCGUCGUCGUCCGACAUACAGCGGCAGGGUGGCAGUCAGCUCUGUAUACUCAUUAAAGCACCAUCGUGCUGAUAGUACUGACGUGAAAAACGGCCGGCAGUUUUCAAGGGGCGUUGCCAUCAAACAAGCCCGAGCCAAUUCAUUCGAUUCCCGAUUGCUAAAACGACGCAAAGGAGCCGCCAAAAGAGACGCCCCGCCGAGGCGUCCAGCGCGACUAUUUCCGUCGAUUUGGACCGCCCAAAAAGGGGCGCCGGAAAAUGCCAAGACGAAAAAAGCGGAAGCCGCAUGGUACGGGCCCCAUUUCGGUCCACUUUUGGAGGUUGCAAAGCCCGCUCGCCAAAAGCUAAACGCUGACCCGCAUGCUAUUGGCCAGAUUUUGGGGGCCCAUGGGGCCGGGCUUGGUGGAGGCCCAGGCGGGGGCAUAGCAUGCGGGAAAGUGUUUCGAUUCAGGAGGCGGCAGGGGCGCGGCUUUUCAACAAAAAAAAUCAAAGGACGCAAAUCCCGCCAGAAGCAGUAGGCCAGGCCGCAUGUUAUGGCUGGGCCCGAAACGGUGGCAAGACCCGUAACGGGUCCAAAUUGCGAGAUGGGGCCAGGCGCGUAGUCCCCCGCGGAUUAGGGUCCGGCGGCAAGCAGUUUUUCCGGAUGAAAGGGAAGCCUUUUUUCUUUGUUUUUGAAGAUGAAUUUUGAAGAUGAUUUCCUAUAAAACAACUCAAACCACAACAGAGAAUGAAUGCGAAUGAAUGCUGUAGCUAGGUAGAUUGCAAUAUUGUGCCUGUGCUAGCUAACGACGGUGAAGCUAGGUAGAUAUAGACUUCGGAUCUCGGCUAAGUAGCUACGUAGUUAGCGAGUCCAGUGUCCGCUUAGCGAGUCCAAUGCCCGCCCGUUUCAUCGGAUUUCCCGACCUUGGCUUUUUUUUUACGCUGACCUUGACUUUUCAAAAUUGGGGCACCUUGACUAACCCGGUAGCACAUGCAAUAUUCCGGUAGCGGUAGUACACCUACGUUCCAUAUUAAACUCAUGGUCAAAACUACAAACUCUUCAGGACGCUGGCGACAUGAUGACGGACGACACGCCAAACCAGCCACAGUGGGAAGUCGCGGGGAGUAAAUUGAGGUUGACAGCCAGCAGUCGAACGGAAAGGAUACCGGUCUUUGACACGUUGUCAAAUGUGAUUGACUACGCGACGGAGAUAGAAAGGAUCGUGUAGAUGAAGUCGUGUUGGGUAGUUGUGUCGGAGCGUGGUACACACCAGCUGCUGCACACGAAGAUUAUACUACCCCGCUUUCUUCACAUCAGCACGACUGAUGUCCUUUUCCUGUUCAUCUUAUACGCGACACAAGUUCGAAUUCGACAUGGUAAUUUGAAGUACGGAACACAAAUUUUUCAAAGAACCAUUGUAGAACCUGGACGCGGCAGCUGAUGGGUGAACCAAG